Molecule: messenger RNA, 1839 nt
Organism: Saccostrea echinata
Lineage: Eukaryota; Metazoa; Mollusca; Bivalvia; Ostreida; Ostreidae
Exons: 3
Coding region: 84-1400 (438 amino acids)
Source: RefSeq, a predicted model, not a curated record
UAUAAAUUGAGUUAUGAAUUCCGAUGACGUUUGAAAUUUCAGUUUUGAGUUAGAAAAAAAUCAAAUCGCUUUCUGUACUCAACAUGGCUGGUUGCUACCCUUGUGUUCAGUGUAAAAAACGCUGCCGAAAUAACACUAUACAAUGUUGUAAUUGUAACAGAUGGGUACACGUACAUUGUGUACCAAUGAGUUCAUCUCAACUUAAAAUGUGGUCGCAGCCCCUUCUCAGCUUCCUUUGCCGAGACUGCUGUUUUACAGACAACGAGUACGACUUUUCAAAAGCACUGGAAAGGAUUUCCAGUGCUCUUCACUCCGACCCCAAGGACUUAAAGAUGACAGUUUCAUCAGAAUCCCUCCUGCUAGAGACGUACGGCGUGAAAAUCCCGAAGCAGACUAACCCAUCCGAUCAAACUGUAGAUGAGGUUUCCAGAGACAUACUUAAACAGUUUCACCCAGCAAUUCUGUCCGCAGUAUUCCCGGCUAAAACUGUUGGUGAUGGCAACUGUAUGUACCGUGCUGUAUCUCGGGCUAUGACGGGAUCAGAAUCACAUCAUGUCCACUUUCGAUUGUUGACUGCGAUCGAGAUCCUGCAAAAUAAGUAUUAUUAUGAUCCUGAUCAUAGAAAAUUUGUUGAUCUAGUAAAUGACAAUAGAAUUGUUUGUUCACCAUAUUCAGAAUCGUUACAAGACGCUGUUUCACUAUAUGCAUUUUCUUCUAUGACUCACAUUUUUGCCCUGAGUGCUGCUUUACGUCAGCCAAUAAGAUCAUACUAUCCACCCCAACUGUCCGCUGAAUUUGUUUCAGAACCUCACUCAAGGAAAGUUAUAGGUAGGGGUGUUAAAAUGUCUGAGUCACCUACUAUUACAAUUAUGUGGACUCAAAUGCGUUCUUUAUCACACAAACUGUCGGGGAAAUUUUUAAAAUAUUUCCAAAACAAACUGAAAUCUAAUCUGAAAGAAAAAGUGAACAAGCCGAUGGCAUCUGGAUUUGUUGAUAGUCCAUGGACUAACAACAAUUCAGAAUCUUUAAAUCAUAUUUUGAAACAAGCAAUCAACUGGAAAUCACAACCUCUUUUGGAUUUGACUAUAACCCUGACAGGUCUCAUAGACACCCAAUUUAAGGAUCUAAAAAAGGCUUUAGUAGGGACGGGACAGUACAGACUAGCGGACACCCACAGACAUUUUGAGGUUUCAAAGUCUGUGUGGGUGUCUAAAACAACAGAUGAACGGAACAGACAUUAUAAGAAAUUUCGAAAUUUCAAAGCAACGGAAAAGACGACGGUUACUUCGACAGACGGGAAGAUGACGAUUGUUAAACCCAAGUCGCUAGGGAAGAAAUUAGGACAGAGGAAGAGAAAAAUCAAUGAGAGGACUACCACUAUAAAAAAAGGGAAAAUGUAAUUAAAUUAAAUGGAUGGUGCGUACGCCGUAUCUCAUUGUCGAGAUGCCCCCUUUUGGGGUAGGAUUCGACCAUCUAAAUUUGAUUAUAUUUCCUGACAAUUUAUCCUUCAGAUUAGUAAUCCUCUUCCUGGAACAUUCGGGUCCCUAUGUCGCCUUGUCGCGACAUUGCUUGAUGCAUGGGGAUGUACAUGUACAUAACAGUUGUUGUAUAUAAUAUUAGAUAUCAGACAAAUGUUGUAUAUAAUAUUAGUUUAAUCGUUUAAUCAUGUAAUUAAUGUGUAAAUUCUUGCAUUUCAGGUCCUCCUUAAUUCGAAAGAUCGUAUAUGCACAGAAAGUUUAUUUUCACAAUAUUUGUAUAAAUGACAAUUAGUUUUCUUGAACCAGUUGACAAUUAGUGUUUUCCUAAGUUGGGGAUUUAUUUCAUUAACCAUGUCUUCCU